Aureobasidium vineae is the source of this 3258-nucleotide messenger RNA. NCBI's taxonomy places the organism in Eukaryota, Fungi, Ascomycota, Dothideomycetes, Dothideales, Saccotheciaceae. The record is from the annotation of a GenBank genome assembly.
AUGCCUGAAGGAGGAGUACGACUGGUGCUGCAGCUCGACCAGGAGCAAAAGGCACAACGACUCUCGCAGCAGCACUAUCUGUAUCCCCGGCCUGAACCAUCUCAACAACAGCAGCAUCAUUACCAAGGCCAGCAGUUCCUCAGCCCGCAGGCGCAUCCGCCGCCGUCGAUUCCGCUGCCGCCGUUGCCCGCUAUGACGAGGACACGAGGGGCCGACCCGACUGAGGAAGCGCCGUCGGACAAGGAGCGGGAGGGUGCAGAUGGUGUUUCAGCAGACCUGCGGCCGCGCGCAGCCACGGGAAUCCCUCGAUCCGUCACAUCGUCGCCAUCUAUUCCUACCCUACGCACCCAAGCAUCCUCUCCCUCGCCGUCGCCGUCGCGAGUGCCGACGCCCAACUUGCGCAAGGCCGUCAGCAUCGAAGCCUUCCCACGGCCCCCUGGCAGCGGCAUUGCCAGCCCCCUUGCGCAACUGGCCUCGUCGAGCCCUCGAAACUCGUCGCAAUCCUCCUCUUCUCUUGCGCCCAAUUCCUAUUCUUCCUCGACACCGCGCCUAGCCCUAGCGCCCUUACAACCGCCGAGCGGACUGCGCAAGCCACAGUCCAAACCGUCUCUCCGAAACCUGCGCUCAAAAACAUCUAUUGCCUCGCUCGGCACUACCGCCGUCAGCGCCGUCCGCAACUCCAAGAGUGACAGCCUGCUGAGCAUACCAUCUCCCCCUGGGAGCCGCUCGUCCUCGGCACCCGUUUCCCCGGCCACACCCCUGACGCCCAACACCCCUGUGGCCGACACGACCAUGCUCGAAGCAACGAAUGGCGACAAGGACAAAGAAGCAAAGGGAAACAUCACAGUCAGUGUUCGCGUGCGGCCUGACGCAGCCGCAGAUACACAGCCGGACGGAGAAUGGUUGGUCGACGGUCGACGCUCCCUCAUAAGCUACGAAAGUGGAGAAUAUCGCUAUGACAAUGUAUUCUCACCACACGACCAGAAUGCCCGCGUAUACGAAUCCGCUGCCAAACGCCUGGUGCGGCGUGUCAUGGAAGGCUACCACGGAACUGUUUUCGCCUACGGUAUGACGGGCACUGGAAAGACAUUCUCGAUGCAAGGUACCGCCAUGUCUCCUGGUGUUAUCCCUCUGGCCAUUACCGACAUCUUCUCCUACAUCCGCCAAAAUCCUGCCCGCGAGUUCCUGCUGCGUGUCAGUUACCUCGAAAUCUACAACGAGAAGAUCUACGACCUGCUCAACCCCGACUCGAAUGAGGAGAUCAAGCUGCGAGAAGACCCCCGCCGCGGUGUUUAUGCGACGCCCCUCAAGGAAGAAAUCGUACAGAGCCCUAAUCAGCUGCUCAGAGUCAUUGCUCGUGGUGACCAGCAGAGGCGUGUGGCAGGCACGCAAUUCAACGCUCGCUCUUCACGCUCGCAUGCUGUCGUUCAGAUUGUCGUCGAGUCGCGUGAACGCACCGCCGCUCCUGUUGGCGACCCGAGGCGCGACAAGCUGCUACCCGGCAGUGUUCUGGUGUCAACCCUCUCCCUGAUCGAUCUUGCGGGUUCUGAAAAGGCAGCCGAAAGCAAGGAGCGACGUACCGANGGGGGUCAUAUUAACAAGUCCCUGCUUACACUAGGCACGGUCAUCGCUCGUCUGUCUGGGGACAAAGAGCUCGCCGAAAAAGAUCAAAAACAUCUCCCCUACAGAGACAGCAAGCUCACCCGUCUUCUCCAACCCGCUCUUUCCGGAAACUCACUGGUGUCUAUCCUUUGUACUGUUCAGCUCUCCUCAGCAUCAAGUAGCGCUUCUACGACCUCCUCGCACACAACCGAAACGUUGAACACACUCAAGUUCGCAAGCAGAGCUAAAAACAACCUUGUCAGCCAUGCGAGACGGAACGAGUCCAACCCUGCUGAUGGCGCUGAUCCACGUAGCCGAGCUUUACUGGAUAGGUACAAGCUAGAAAUCAUUGAUCUAAGGGCUCAGCUGGACGAACAGAGCAAAAUAAAAAAUGAGGCCGAGAAGGCCGAAAAAGCAGAGGUCGAAGAAGAACGCUGGAGAGAAAGAGAACGCGAGAGUGCCGAACGCCACGAGGAGCAAAUGCUGGAAAUGCAGCUCGCCAGGACUGCUCUGAAGGAGCGCAUCGCUCAUCUGAACAGACUGAUUUUGAGUUCCAAGUCACUGGGAGUUAACUCGGGACGCUUCUCCAAUGCUAGUUCGAGCAUGCCAAUCCUCCAACGAACGAGCACACACAGCACACUGGAACGACCGAAGAGCCGGAGACCGGGCAGUAGUGGGAGUCAGACCACCUCGAGUCGUAUCCAAUCUGGCUCCACCAUAGCGGGUAUGCUUCCCAUAGCACGGACCUCGCAAAUCGAGUUGGCCUCUGCAUCAGAAGACGAAAACGAUGAUGAGGAUAUGGCAGCUGAUGAGGACGCCUUGGAUCCCGGGAGUGCCACCUCGGCCCGUCGAAUCAGUGCUCUACAGGCUGAUCUCGCGGACAAAGAUCGAUACAUUGCAACUCUGGAGAAGCGGCUGCUGCAGACUCGUAACAACUCUUACAGCAAAGCGAGUAGUGCAAGAUCGCCUCUACAGAGCCGCGUGCCUUCUCGAGACGGGCAGAACACUGAUGCCAUUGUCAAAGAAAAGGACCAAGAGAUUGAGCGACUUCGGCAAAAGCUGGAAGACCAGACUCGUAUGGUGUCUGCGCUGAGGAACGCCGCUAGGAAACGUGACAUGCUCGACACAUCCGGAGCAUUGUCACAACACCCUGCCUUCAGACAAAGUCCCACAACCUCGCCGGAGAAUAGGGAGCCACGCACACCAUUCCGCAGCAUGAGUCGCCCAGAGCUCUUCCGGAGUGCCAGCGGGCCUGCCAGUGCUGUCAACCAAACGUCACCACCCAGUUCGCCGCCUCCUGGGGUACAAAACUUUUCUCGAUUGUCAAAGCAUCCCGCUUCCCUUGUCCCGACUGACACGGAAGAAGUUGAGGCGCAUGAAAGCAACGAAUCUCCCAAAGAGCCGAUCAACAACGUGGCAAGAGUCACGAGCGCUAGCAACGUGCCCGGCACUAGGAGAACCGUGGACGAGAUGACAAAGCUUUUGGAUGAGAUGAUCCAAGACAAGGUCAACACUGGCCAUGUGAUCCGCGGCGACAGAGGCAGCUUGCGGGUAAAGCGUGACACUGUCAUGAGCCGCGCCGGCAACGAAGACAUGCCCCAUGACGCUGAAGCAGGCGCUGCGGCUCAUCACUACGAAAAACCGCAAUUCAUAUGA